GAUAUAAACAAUAAAAUAUAAACGAACAAAUAAAAUAUUAUAAAAUCUGCAAACAUUUUACGCAAAAUCAAGAACUCGUUCCGCCAGCGCAAGAAGAAGAACCGACCGCGGCAGGCCACGCCCCCACUGCCAGCAGCAGCCGCCCCCUUAGCCGGAAGUUCCUCGUCGACUUUUGGCCCGCGGAGCACCCACUUUCCGCGGGAGGAGCACCCCGAAUCCUCCAGGGGUUUCAAGGAUUCCCAGGAUUUUCUGGGAGCCGGCAGGAUGGAGAGCAAUCUGAACAGGAUCAUCCGGGAGUCCGCGAAGCUGAAACUCAGCGGACAGCUCAGCAAAUACACGAAUGUGAUGAAGGGCUGGCAGUACCGCUGGUUCACAGUGGACGCAAAGACCGGAUCGCUGAGCUACUACUUGUGCGACUCCUCGACGGUGGGCGACGACAUCGCUCCCUCGCCCCACGUGCUCGCCAGUGCGCCGAGGGGUCAGGUGCAGUUGGCUGGCGCCGUGGUCUAUCCAAGUGACGAGGACUCCAGGACCUUCGCCAUCGCCUGUGCCUCCGGGGACACGGUGAAGCUGAGGGCCAACGAUGCCAGGGCUCGGCAGGAGUGGGUCGAUGGCCUGCGCGCGGUGGUCGAGAGCCACAUGAAGGCCAUGGACAUCAGCAACUCGUCGCCGCUGCCGCCGCGCGAACUGCUGGCCGCCUCUGAUGCCAUGGUCUCAGCUCGCCAGGCUUUGUAUCUCACUGAACAAUGCAACGCUUCGCUGGCCCGCGCCAUCGAGAGCAUCGACUGCGCUUCCUUCUCGCCCACGGAUCCCGAUCUCCUCCUGCUCAAGGCCAUCUCGACGGCAAGCACCCAGUGUUUGGGUCAGUGUUUGGGCCUGCUGCAGCGCCACCAGGAGAUCAAUCAGCCGCCGGCGGAGGCCGCUCCCCUGGUGCUCUGAGAUCCCGAGAUAGUUUCCUCCAGUAUUCCACUAUGAUUUAACCCAAUAAACACUAAGCCAAGCUAAGAA
Drosophila takahashii is the source of this 1008-nucleotide messenger RNA. RefSeq names its product oxysterol-binding protein-related protein 11. Lineage: Eukaryota; Metazoa; Arthropoda; Insecta; Diptera; Drosophilidae. Gene Ontology annotation, biological process: endosome organization; receptor recycling; retrograde transport, endosome to Golgi. Gene Ontology annotation, cellular component: early endosome; trans-Golgi network; recycling endosome. The record is from RefSeq and is a predicted model, not a curated record.